This is a messenger RNA of Triticum turgidum subsp. durum (durum wheat), 1017 nucleotides long. The record is from the annotation of a GenBank genome assembly. Lineage: Eukaryota; Viridiplantae; Streptophyta; Magnoliopsida; Poales; Poaceae.
AUGGAGCAUCAUCACUCCGCCCCAAGGUGCAUAGCCUUCUUCCUCCUCCCUCUCCUGGCCAGCGUACAUUACGCUCAGGCAAACCCUGGCCGUGGCUCGAUCCACUCCAUCUUCAGCUUCAGCAACUCGUACGGCGACACCGGCAACUUUGUCAAGCUCGGAGCGCCGCUGCUUCCGAUCAUCCCUUUCAGCAACCUCCCCUAUGGGGAGACCUUCUUCGGUCGCCCCACUGGCCGAGCCUCUAACGGCCGCAUCAUCUUGGACUUCAUUGCCGAUGAGUUUGGGCUCCCUUUCGUCCCCCCAAUUCUCGGUGAAGAACAUAACUUCACCCAUGGAGCAAACUUCGCUGUCAUCGGGGCUACGGCGCUUGAUCUAUCCUACUUCUACGAGAAAAACAUCACGAGUGCGCCCCCUUUCAACAGCUCCUUGAGCGUGCAGCUCGACUGGUUCCAGAAGCUCAAGCCCACCUUGUGCUCAACACCACAAGGUUGCAGAGACUAUUUCAGGAGAUCCGUCUUCUUGAUGGGAGAGUUCGGAGGGAAUGACUACACCUUCAUCAUGGCCGCCGGGAAAACCUUGGACCAGGUCGCGUCAUUCGUGCCGGAAAUCGUACAAUCCAUCUCAGCAGGCGUUGAGCAACUAGUCAAGGAGGGAGGGAGGUACGUGGUGGUGCCGGGGCAGCCGCCAAUGGGGUGCAUUCCCAUCGUCCUAACCUUGUACGCCAGCCCGAACAAGAAGCACUACGACCCCGGGACCGGGUGCCUGAGGAAAUACAACGCCCUCGCGCGCUACCACAAUAGAGUGUUGGUGGAAGCCGUCUAUCGUCUCCGGAUCAAGUACCCCGCCACCAAGAUCGUCUACGCCCACUACUACACGCCGGUGAUGGAGUUUCUCAGGGAACCCAUAAGAUUCGGGUUCAGUGCCUCGUCGAGGCUCCGAGUGUGCUGUGGCGCGGGCGGGCCGUACAACUACAACCUGACGGCGGCGUGGGUUGCCCGGCGCGAGCGCAUGCGCUAA